Messenger RNA from Nanorana parkeri, 885 nucleotides. RefSeq names its product complement C3-like. The record is from RefSeq and is a predicted model, not a curated record. The transcript is spliced from 8 exons. Gene Ontology annotation, molecular function: endopeptidase inhibitor activity. The coding region runs from base 34 to 885 and encodes 283 amino acids. Lineage: Eukaryota; Metazoa; Chordata; Amphibia; Anura; Dicroglossidae.
UGUGUAGCUGAUGCAUACCAAUUGACUGUUUCCAUGAAAUUCUUUGUUGACUUAAGACUACCUUACAGCGUUAGAAGAAAUGAGCAAGUACAAAUUCGGGCAGUUGUCCACAACUAUAGUGACAGUAAACGAAAGGUGACAGUGAGAUUCUCUUAUAUUGAGAAUGUAUGCAGUUUAGCUACCAAAUCAAAAGGUUAUCAGGUGCCCGUGGAGGUAGAAGCGCAAUCUACAAAAGCAGUGUAUUAUGUUAUAAUCCCUCUGAAAGCAGAAAGAAUUGACAUUGAAGUGGAGGCUUAUGGUUCAGGUGUCAGAGACAAAGUGAAAAAAACCAUUGACGUGCUGCCAGAAGGAAAACUUGUGAGGAAGAAAACUUUUAGUCAAGUGAUAAAUCCUAAAGGGAGAUCUGAGUUGGUACAUGUAAAGAAAGAAGAAUUACAUGAAGUGGUUCCAAACAGUCCUGCAAACUACUUUAUUAGCAUACAAGGAGACAUAAUGGGGGAGAGUUUGCUGGGCAUUUUAGAUGAGUCCUAUCUUGGCCGUCUCCUAUAUAUCCCCAGUGGCUGCCCGGAACAAAAUAUGUUUAGAACCUCUACAAAUGUAAUUGCAACUCGGUAUUUAGAUGUCAACAAGAAGUGGAAUGUUAUUGGAGCUGAAAAAAGGCUGAAAGCCCUUGACAAUAUUCAGCAAGGUUAUAUGCAACAGCUGGCUCAUCAUUUGCCUGAUCAUUCUUUUCAAAAGAGCACUUGGCUGACUGCCUAUGUGGUGAAAAUACUUGCUAUGGCUCAAAGUUUAGCGGACAUUGACAAAAAUAUGCUCUGCAACAGUGCAAAGUGGCUGAUUAGCAGACAGAAUCCCAGUGGGGAAUUUUUCGAGUCUGGGCAAUGA